Phragmites australis (common reed) is the source of this 2886-nucleotide messenger RNA. RefSeq names its product presenilin-like protein At2g29900. The coding region runs from base 240 to 1580 and encodes 446 amino acids. Gene Ontology annotation, cellular component: nucleus; membrane. The transcript has a single exon. NCBI's taxonomy places the organism in Eukaryota, Viridiplantae, Streptophyta, Magnoliopsida, Poales, Poaceae. Gene Ontology annotation, molecular function: aspartic endopeptidase activity, intramembrane cleaving. Gene Ontology annotation, biological process: protein processing. The record is from RefSeq and is a predicted model, not a curated record.
AUUGAUCUCUCUUCCCUGCCAUACCGCCCAGUGGCCGUUGUUGCCUUUCCACCCAUUGGGAAGAGGAUGUCUCCCCAGUCCCCAGUAUGUAACACAUGAGUCAAUGAAAUCAACAACGAAGUUGAUUUUUCUGUCUAUCGAUUCCAUUCCGAGUUGGACAGGAUACUCAGUAAAGCCCGAUCCCCCAUCAGAUCCCCUGUAAGCCCAACUGAAGCGAUCCCCAUCCCCGCAUCCACGAAAUGGCCGACCCGGCCGCCGGCGCCGGCGAUCCCCCCACCAGCACCGUGCUGGACUCCCUCGGCGAGGACAUGACCCGCAUCGUCUACCCCGUCUCCUCCUGUAUGCUCAUCGUGGUUCUCCUUGUCUCCCUCCUCUCCUCGCCUUCCUCCCCCUCGCCCCUCUCCGCCUCCUUCGCCGCCACCACCGCCGCCGCCGGCGGAGACGACAUCCCCACCGCCCUCAUCACCGCCGUAACCUUCGUCGUCGCCGUCACGGCCGCCACCUUCCUGCUGGCGCUCCUCUUCUACCUCCGCUGCACGCCCUGCCUCCGCGCCUACAUGGGCUUCUCCGCGCUCGCCGUCCUGCUACUCCUCGGCGGCCAGGUUGCCCUCCUCCUCCUCUCCCGCCUCCGCUUCCCGCUCGACGCCGUCUCCUUCGCUCUCCUCCUCCCAAACGCCGCAGGGGCGCUGGCGCUCGCCGCGCUGGCCCCGGCGUCCGUCCCUAUCGCGCUCCACCAGGCCGCGCUCGUCGCCGUCGCCGUGCUCACAGCCUUCUGGUUCACGCUGCUUCCCGAGUGGACCACCUGGGCGCUGCUCAUCGCCAUGGCCAUCUACGACCUCGCGGCCGUGCUGCUCCCUGGUGGCCCUUUAAGAGUGCUGCUUGAGCUGGCCAUAGAGAGGAACGAGGAGAUACCGGCGUUGGUCUAUGAGGCGAGGCCGGUGGAUCCCCGGCAGGGGCGAAAUUGGCGGCUGUGGAAGGAAGGGAGGCAACCCGGUGGGGAUUUGGAUGCCGGUUCCACGGUCGAGGUGCUUGGGGAGGUAUUGGGGAGGAAUCUUGACGCCAAUUCUGGGAGCAGUUCGACAUCCCGAGGUCAUGGAGCAGCCACUUUUGUUGGUGAUGCUAAUAAUUCAAGGCCCACAGCGACAUUGGUGACUGCUUUGAGCUCUGAUUCUCUCGUUGAACAAGCUGAGGAUGUAUCGGCAUUGCAGGAGCAUAGAGUGGCUGUUGCUGAAAUGAGGGUACCUUUGAUCCAGCCACUGCCAGAGAGAUCUGGGGAAGAGGAGGAAAAUGAUGGCAUUGGGUUGGGCUCAUCUGGGGCGAUCAAGCUCGGGUUGGGAGACUUCAUUUUCUACAGCGUUCUGGUCGGUAGGGCGGCGAUGUAUGACUACAUGACAGUGUACGCCUGCUACCUUGCCAUCAUUGCAGGUCUUGGCGUCACCCUGCUUCUGCUGGCAUUCUUCCGCAGAGCAUUGCCUGCCCUCCCAGUGUCCAUCACCCUCGGCGUUGUGUUUUAUGUGCUCACAAGAACAUUGCUUGAGGCCUUUGUCAUGCAGUGCUCCACAAAUCUUUUGAUGUUUUAGCAUUCAUGGAACAUCGUGUAUUCUUGUAUUAUUGUUCACACUCACACUUUUACCUGUUGGUUAACUCUUGAUUUUAUGGAAGUGUUAAUCUGAUUAUCCAUGCAAAAUGAACCUAUAUGAUAAGCAUGUUACCAUUUCUUUCAUAUUUUCCACUACAGAUAUUGUCGUAUAUGUCCUGAAUAAGGUAUUUUGUCCUGAAUCCAUUGUUGCCCUUAUCUGUUUCUGUUGUAACCUCCCGGAUUUUGUAAGAAAUAAUAAGAACAACUUUGGAGACUAUGUUUUGGGGGAAUUUCGUGAAUUAAUUAAGCCAUCUCUUAGAUUUCAUAAGUUCGAAACAUGGUUAAUUUGAACAAACUAUGGUUGAUACUGGUGCCGGAGGUCUUGUGGGCGGGGGCACUCCGGUCGGAGUUGGGGAAGUUAACUCUUUGUGGAGGCUUGAUGGUGGUGAAAACAAAUAGAUAUUGGGCUUUUGUAGAGGAAUGAUGGAAUCAUUCCACAUUUCUGCCAAUUGAGUGUGAGUUUGCCAGGCUGCAUAUAGGUAAUGAAGACGUGGAUCGGUUUUCAGUCUGCUGCACCUUUUCUGAAUUUCUUAUUUGUGUGCAAAUGGGAAAUAAACAUGCUAUUUUCCUGCGAUUUAGAAUCAAGAUGUGUUUUCUGCACCAAUCAAGUUUACUUAAUCUGAAUGUAAAUAACUACUGGUGUACUCAAUCUGAGUGCAAAUAACUACCGAUUUACUGUACAGUUAUCCUGAGAGCUGCCUUGGCAAUCCAGUUCAAUAUGGAGUGCAGAGUGCUUCACUUUCUAAUUCCUACAUGUAUUCCACUACUAAUGAUUUCUUUGUGCCCUAAAAUAGUAUGCCUUCCUAUAUGUGAAGCCAUAUAGGAGCCAAGCAAUGGUCAGCAUGGGGCCCGGCGGUGGCAGUGAUGUGCCAAUACCAGCACCAGCACUUGCAGCUUCAUGUUCUCACUUCUCACAAGGCCAAGCACUGGCGAUUACAGAAAAAAUAUGUUGGGCAUGGGUUUCACAGAUCUAGAUGCAAUCAAAACAUAUGGUGCCUUUGGGGUGAAGGGACAUAGAGGCAUGAGCUUUAGAAGGUUCUGGGUCAUCUUCACCACAGAAGGAAAAGAAAGUAUUCUGAGUGUAGCUGAAUUGACCCAAAAUUGGUACUUAGAUGAUAUCCUGUUCGGCUGUUCGCAUCUUCAUUUGCUCCCUUCGAGAUCAAUUGUGACUCUACACAUGGAGAAACUAUUUUUUUUCCGACACUUCAUAUCUGUUUUGGUUUAAUGCUUAAAGGUGAAAGUUGUUA